AUGUCUCCCUCUGAAAGAAGCUCGCUCUUGCUCUUGCGCCAGUCAUUCCACACGCCGAACUCCAGCAGUCAGGCCACUACGGGGAGUAUGAAACGUCGCACAAUGGUCGGAACCACACUUCCACCCUCUCCUACGGCAAGCGUCUGCGACUCGCUAGCAGAUAUUGAUGACCUCGAUGCGUUUCUGGCUGCGCAGGGACCAUUGACACGAUGGACGACACCGCCGUUGAAGGAUAAGCCUCGAGUCACAGUCGAAGUCGCUGAGCUCUCUGAGCCGGAAGGGGAGGACUACGACGAUGACGCUGAACGCGAUGAUUACGAGCGCAUUGCAUACGAGUUUGCUCUCCCUCUAUCGCACACUGGCAGCGAACACGUAGAGAGCGCCAUGCUCAUCCAGGACAUCUUGUCAAUGGCGCGCUUGCCACCGGACCUGCUAGGCUUGACAUAUAGCAUUCUCGUCGCAUAUUGCAUACGACAACAACCGAUGAAUCUGGCAGCGCGAACUGCAGUUCCCACCUCUCUGCUCCUUGUCUCCGCCAUGACGCUCGCGGACGUCUACACCGCUGACGGUCCGAUGCACGCCGCAUGGUGGGCUUCGCGCAUUCUCAACGACAAAUUCUCGGCCCAUGAUGUUGAGCGCAGCAUGCUGCAUAUGCUCGCCGCACUGGAUUGGAGCAUUCACUGCCUGUGUUCGCCGGAAGCACUCGAGGCAGCGUUACGGAUGUUGGCACUGGCGGACGCUCGUCCCAUUCCUGUAGCAGCACAACCACUUCUUCCGAGCUCGGCAACCACUCUGACGUGCGAUACCAAAAAGUCACGCCCACCCAGGAUCGAUGUUGACGGUUCGAUGGCGGUGCGCUGGGAGCACGGUCAGAUAACGCCAGCUGAUACGCCUACUUCGACAGUUGGGGACGAACUGGAGCACCGGCUUUCGCAAUUGUUAUGA
Messenger RNA from Baudoinia panamericana UAMH 10762, 945 nucleotides. RefSeq lists its product as uncharacterized. The coding region runs from base 1 to 945 and encodes 314 amino acids. The record is from RefSeq and is a predicted model, not a curated record. NCBI's taxonomy places the organism in Eukaryota, Fungi, Ascomycota, Dothideomycetes, Mycosphaerellales, Teratosphaeriaceae. The transcript is spliced from 3 exons.